GAAAGUGCCUACUAAUUAAUUAUAAACUGAGGAAGCGGAGAUGAAAAGUUGAGUGGGGACGGGUGCUGGGGCUGCUCUGGGUUAGAGGGGCAAGGAAGGCCUGGCUGAACUGACUUAAACUGAACCCUGAAGGAGGAAAAGUAUUUCAGGCAGAAGUAACACUGCAAAAGCCCUGAAGCAAAAGCCACUUUGGGAUGUAUGAGAAAGUUAAGGGAGGCCCAUGGGGCUAGAACAUAAAAAGCAAAAGGGGCAAGAAACGAAGGCCCAAGGUAGCAGAGGGGGCAAGAGCCUGAUUCUGCAGAGCUGCUGGUAAACUGCCUUUGACAUAAUAUUUUGAUGGCCAGGGGCAGCCAGACUCACCAUGUACGUCUUUAAAAGACUAGCUACUCAGGAAAGGUCAAGAGUGGAAGUGGGUUCAGUAAAAAAGCCGUAGUAGUUACCUCAUGAGAGGUGAUGGCAGCCUGGACUAGGAUGGAGAGAAGUGAGCCCUGCGCAGUAUUUCGCGGAUAGUGGAGCUGGACACGAGAGAUUACGGCAGUGAGGCCACAGACCAGCGGCAGGGAGAGCUGAUGAGGUCCGGCCGACCUGAUGUCCAUCCAAGGAGGGAGCCUAGGCCACAAGACUCUGGGAAUUAGGGACCCGUGAGCCGCAGCCGGCUGUAAGGGAGAGUGGAGGGUUGCCACCCUACCCCGAAACACUGCAGGCGGGGGCGGGGCCUAGGCCGCACUGCGCAUGCGCCGUGCUAACCGUUUCCAUGGCUGCAAAGACGCACACUUCCCAACCGCUCUGCAACUGCAGGGUCCCAGACUUGGGCCCCGCUGGAGACCGUGGUCCCCCAGAGUGUCAGCACCCCUACCUCAGAGCCGGCUGUUGCCCGCUGUCAGCUGGACCCCGCCUUCCUGCCCUCUGUAACCUUGGGCCGCCGACAUGGGCGACCUGGAGCUACUGUUGCCCGGGGAGGCUGACGUACUAGUGCGGGGACUGCGCAGCUUCCAGAUCCGCGAGAUGGGCUCCGGAGGAUGGAACCAGCAGCAUGAGAAUCUGGAGAAACUGAACAUGCAGGCCAUCCUUGAUGCCACCGCUAGCCAGGGCGAACCCAUCCAGGAGCUCCUUGUCACCCAUGGGAAGAUCCCCACGCUGGUGGAGGAGCUGAUUGCAGUGGAGAUGUGGAAGCAGAAGGUGUUCCCUGUGCUGUGCAAGCUGGAGGACUUCAAGCCCCAGAAUACUUUUCCCAUAUACAUGGUGAUACACCACGAAGCCUCCAUCAUCAACCUCCUGGAGACAGUGUUCUUCCACAAGGAGGUGUGUGAAUCAGCAGAGGACACUGUCUUGGACCUUGUGGACUACUGCCACCGCAAACUAACUUUGUUGGUGGCCCAUUGUGGCCAUGAUGGCCCCUCAGAGGAAGAGGAGUCCCAGUACAGCACCCCCAUACAGGAACUACAAAAGCAGGCAGAGCUGAUGGAAUUUGAGAUUGCACUGAAGGCCCUCUCAGUGCUGCGCUACAUUACAGACUGUGUGGACAGCCUUUCCCUGAGCACCUUGAGCCGCAUGCUCAGCACCCACAACCUACCCUGUCUCCUGGUGGAAUUGCUGGAGCAUAGUCCCUGGAGCCGGCAGGAAGGAGGCAAGCUGCAGCAAUUUGAGAGUGGCCGUUGGCAGACAGUGCCCCCAUCAGAGCAGCAAAAACUGAGCAAGUUGGAUGGGCAGGUGUGGAUUGCCCUGUACAACCUGCUGCUAAGCCCCGAGGCCCGAGCCCACUAUUGCCUCACCAACUUUGCCAAAGGACAGCUACUCAAGCUUCAGGCAUUCCUCACAGACACGCUGCUGGACCAGAUGCCCAACCUGGCAGACCUGCAGGGUUUCCUAGCCCACCUGGCCCUGGCCGAAGCCCAGCCCCCUAAGAAAGACCUGGUGUUGGAACAGAUCCCAGAAAUCUGGGAGCGGCUAGAGCAAGAGAACAAAGGCAAGUGGCAGGCUAUUGCCAAGCACCAGUUGCAGCAUAUAUUCAGCACCUCAGAGCAGGACCUGAGGCUGCAAGCACAAAGGUGGGCUGAGACCUACAGACUGGAUGUGCUGGAGGCAGUGGCUCCAGAGCGACCCCGCUGUGCUUACUGCAGUGCAGAGGCCUCCAAGCGCUGCUCACGAUGCCAGAAUGAGUGGUACUGCUGCAGGGAGUGCCAAGUCAAGCACUGGGAAAAACAUGGAAAGUCUUGUGUUGUGGCAGCCCAAGGUGACAGAGCCAAGUGAAGGAUGCAGCUGCUGAGGGCCAACCACCAUGCCAUACAAUCCACUAGAGUGUACCCCUGA
This is a messenger RNA of Phacochoerus africanus (Common warthog), 2310 nucleotides long. It is a transcript of the gene ZMYND10, whose product is annotated as zinc finger MYND-type containing 10. Gene Ontology annotation, cellular component: centriolar satellite; cytoplasm. The transcript is spliced from 12 exons. The record is from RefSeq and is a predicted model, not a curated record. NCBI's taxonomy places the organism in Eukaryota, Metazoa, Chordata, Mammalia, Artiodactyla, Suidae. Bases 928 to 2250 code for a protein of 440 amino acids. Gene Ontology annotation, biological process: inner dynein arm assembly; motile cilium assembly; outer dynein arm assembly.